CCUGUCCCCCUGUCCCUGGACACUUCCCUAGACUAUAAAACUGUCCUCAUCUUGCCUUCCAUCAUCAUUCAUUCAGUUUCAGUCUGUGAUUUGAAUCCUAGUGACAACAUGAAGCUACUGAUCUUUCUAGUUCUGGCAGUGGUGGGCUGGGUGUCGGCUGAGAUCAAACUGACAGAGGAAACGCGCCCGGUCAAGGUCGAGAAAAGCGAUGACCUUGAGACGGGGUCAUCGGAACAUGACCUCCAAGCCUCACCCUACAGCUACGCUAAUGCCUACGGAUAUCAUGGAGGUGCUCUGGGUCUCUAUGGUAACCCGUUCGGGUAUGGAGGAUGGUAUCCCUAUGCUCAGCCUUACAGUCAUGGACUCUAUGGUGGAUAUGGAGGCUAUGGAGGAUAUGGAGCAGGAUACGGCGGCUACGGAUACGGAUUGAAAGGAUACUAUCCAUAUGGAGCGACCUCCUACUCCCACAGAUACCAGGAACACUACCCAGUCUACAAAACCUAUGGAUACGGAUAUCCUUACUACUACGGAAAAUACAGAUCGCCUUACUAUGGAUACGGACAUGCCUAUCAGUACAAUCUAGGUCAUUACGGAGGAUACGGUCAUGGUUAUCCUUACGGAGGUUAUGGAGGAUAUUACAAGAGAUGAACAAAUGACAACAACUAGGAACAACGCUUAUUUUCUACCUAAUUUAUACUGAAAAACAACUUGUAAAUAGUGGAAUGUGAUUGAAUUUGUAAAUGAAUUUUUUCAAGAUCUG
Molecule: messenger RNA, 760 nt
Organism: Nilaparvata lugens (brown planthopper)
Lineage: Eukaryota; Metazoa; Arthropoda; Insecta; Hemiptera; Delphacidae
Product: prisilkin-39
Exons: 3
Coding region: 109-648 (179 amino acids)
Source: RefSeq, a predicted model, not a curated record